Odontomachus brunneus is the source of this 2258-nucleotide messenger RNA. Its product is annotated as venom metalloproteinase 3-like. The coding region runs from base 281 to 2053 and encodes 590 amino acids. The transcript has 16 exons. Gene Ontology annotation, molecular function: metalloendopeptidase activity. Lineage: Eukaryota; Metazoa; Arthropoda; Insecta; Hymenoptera; Formicidae. The record is from RefSeq and is a predicted model, not a curated record. Gene Ontology annotation, biological process: proteolysis.
AAUUCACCCUUCAUAUUCGCGUAAUGGACUCUCUUGCAGAACGUCCCGUUCGCUGUUGUCUAUAAAUAUUAUCGCGCUACGUGCACCAGAGGGAUCGCAGUUUGCGAUCCAUAUUAUUUCAUUUUACCGCGAAUAAAUCGCGGUAAAUCGUAUUUCGGCGCGAUAUUAUUUCCAUUCACCGUGAAGAAGACAACCGCAAGUUGCAGUUGUUUCAUUAACCGACACAUAAAAAUUGAUUCUGAAAUACUGGGAAUUAACUUCGGUGAAGUAUUCAAAAAUAAUGUUUCUCACGAUAUUUCUAUUCUGUCUGAUCGGCGUCCCUUUCAUACAAUGCAAGCAGUUGCACGAAUAUAUGACGACGGACGAAGUAAUGUCCGUAUUUCACACGCCACAUGAUCUUGUACCCGAAUAUGAGAUAGUGCCAGUAAAACAUCGUCUAGCGAAAAACAGCGAUUCGGAAGAAGGGUCCGAGAUAACACUGGCAGCAUUCAGAGAAAAUCUCGAGAUGUAUUUACAUCCCACAGAAGGUAUGCUUGCCAGUAACAAUACACCUGUAUGGACUGUCACGUCUGAUCCAAAAUCACCCGAAGGAAUGCGAUACGAUCAAAUACGUGGGGCUACGAAAUUAUUAGGAGUAGCGUACCAAGACGUAGACGGAGCAAGUGCAGUUUUAGUAUCUCCCACUUCCAAUGGUCAAGUGCAUAUAAACGGAGUAAUUAAAAAUUCUUACGUUAUAAAAUCCUUGCCACAACGGUUCUUGAAAGAGGUCGCGUAUGGUGGACAUAAGCUUCUCGAGCCGCAUCACACUAAAAAUAUAACGAAAGAAGACGAUUUCGCUUACACGCAUCAUCACGUAGUGUACAAAAUACCACCGUUGAAGGGAGAUCAAUACAAAGAUUUCAGUAUAUCGGAUCCUGAUGAUGGAAUAAAACAUGAUGCACCAGAGAUUAUUUAUCCCGAGGUACUGGUAAUAGUUGAUCAUAAGUUGUACAAAACUCUCGGCGAAAACAUCCGUCGAGCCGUAAAAUAUAUCAUGGCAUUUUGGAACGGCGUCGACUUGAGAUAUCGUUUAUUAAAUACUCCCAGGAUAUUAUUCAAUAUCGCAGGUAUCGUUAUAGCUAAGGAUGACGAUGCACUUCCAUGUUUAGAGAAAAAUCGCAUCGAACUUUCAAUGGUAGAUUCAGAUCGUGCUUUGCGUUGUACAGCGGAUUAUUUAUAUCGCGAAAACAGAUUUCCGUACGAUUUUUACGACAUGGCUGUCGUCAUGACGCGAUUGGACAUGUGCAAUUUCUUUAAUGGUCCCUACUGCAACCCACAUACUUUGGGUUAUGCAUAUGUUGCUGGCGCGUGUGAUAGAAACGCAACAAAACAAUCGUCCGAGGCAGUGGGAAUCGUCGAAGAUAAUGGUGGUUUUAGCGGUAUUAUUCCGACAGCUCACGAGAUUGGUCACUUGAUAGGAGCUCGUCAUGACGGUAACCCUAAAGGCGCUAGUGACUGUGAGCCGCAUGACGGCUUCAUAAUGACUGACGGACUAUUGCUGCAUGAAAACGGAUUCGAGUGGUCGCCAUGCAGCAUAAAUGCCUUCUACACGUUUAUUAAUGAGGACAGAGCCAAAUGUCUUUAUAAUAUGCCUGUAUUGGGAAAACCAAUAGCACGUGUUUUGCCCGGAAAAUUAUUGUCUUUAGACGAACAAUGUUACAAAGUCUCUGGAACACCAGCAUGUAAUAAUGAUACUACAGUCUGCACUCGUCUGGAAUGUGAGUAUCCUGGAUUUCAUUUUUGUAGAGCAGUGGCUGCAGCAGCGGAAGGCUCACCUUGCGGAAAUGAUUUAAUUUGUUUAAACGGUAAAUGCGUUUUGGAAGGAGCACUGACUAAAGACCAAGGAAAGAAAUUGACAGAAAAGCAACGUAAACAUCUUCCGCAUUUCAAGGAACAAAAGAUCGAACUAAUUCCUUGGAUAAAACAAAGAUUAGGCCAAAAACUUAAAGAUGUUAGGAACAAGAUUAAGAAUAGGGAGAUCAUAAAACGUAAUAAAAGGCUCCUAAGCUCAUAGGCUGAUGUUUACCACUAAAUUUUACAUUGUAAUUGGGAUUACACAUGUAAAUAUACAAACAAAAAAACAUAAUUCUAAUACAUAUUACAAUUCUAAUACAUAUUAUUUUGUUAAAAAUAUGCUAUUUUCCCACCUAUUUGAUAUUGUAUAUUAUUUUUUUUGUAUAUAAUAUCUUAUGCAUGUGAAUAAAAAAUUAUGUUAUGUA